Molecule: messenger RNA, 2246 nt
Organism: Oryzias melastigma (Indian medaka)
Lineage: Eukaryota; Metazoa; Chordata; Actinopteri; Beloniformes; Adrianichthyidae
Gene: slc35g1
Product: solute carrier family 35 member G1
Exons: 5
Coding region: 202-1395 (397 amino acids)
Biological process (GO): regulation of cytosolic calcium ion concentration; calcium ion export across plasma membrane
Cellular component (GO): plasma membrane; endoplasmic reticulum membrane
Source: RefSeq, a predicted model, not a curated record
ACUUGAGGUAACAUUUCAGUUUCCCAGCAGUGAGGGAUUUAGUUCACUCCUGCCCCCCUGCGGGUGAAGGAACCACCGCAUGAGAGCAUGACAGAGGCGCGGGUUGCUGAUUAACCUCGUCUUCUCAGUCUCCCAGGACACGAGAGCCGGCGGACAGUGUUCUCAUCGCGCCAUGCUGCCGCUCAGCCGUCACUUUCUACCAUGAGCGAGCCCAACAACUGCACACGCGGACGGGCUUCAGCCGCAGAGGACGACGUGUCGGUUGUGUUCCACAAACUUGUCAGCCAUGACAAACAAAGUCACUGCGACCAAGAAAACGACAGUGACGAACGGACAGAAGAGCACAUUCACUUGCGCUGCUUUCAUGAUGAUGCUGAGCGGAAAGAGGAGGAAGAAGGAGCAGAAAAGAGCAGAAAUUCACAGGAAAGAAGCGAGAAGGAAACGCUCUGUACGCCGGCAACUCCUCAAGAUGAAGAAAAACCAAAGAGGUGUCCAGGUCUGGGUUUGUUCUAUGCCUUCCUGUCCACCGUUUUCUUCUCCAUCAUUGCUUUCUUGGUGAAAACCAUCCAGGACCUUCACUCUAUAGAGAUCAGCGCCAUCCGCUGUUUCUUCCAGAUGCUUUUUGUUAUCCCGUUACUCAUCUACAACAAGACAGGUUUCCUUGGCCCCCGAGAUAAACGUAUUUAUCUGGUUCUUCGAGGUUUCCUUGGCUCCAAUGCAAUGAUAAUGCUCUUUUAUGCAGUCCAGCAGAUGCCGCUGGCAGACGCCACAGUCAUCAUGUUUAGCAAUCCAGUGUUCACCUCCCUGCUGGCGUGGAUCUUCCUCAAAGAGAAAUGUACAAUCUGGGACUGUGUGUUCACGGUCUUCACUCUCACCGGAGUCAUCCUCAUCGCCCGCCCGCCUUUUCUCUUCGGCGAGCACCUCGGCGGCAUCGAGGGCGAUUACACCAACCACAUCAAGGGGACUGUUGCUGCCUUUGCAGGAGCGAUCGGCGCCGCUUUCACCCUCAUCAUUCUCCGUAAGAUGGGGAAGAGCGUCCACUACUACCUCUCCGUGUGGUACUACGCCGUCAUCGGUUUCAUCGAGACCGUCAUCACCGUGUCCGUCCUCGGGGAGUGGAAGAUCCCCGCCUGCGGCCGCGAUCGCUGGCUGCUGAUGCUGAUCGCCGUGCUCGGCAUCGCCGGCCAGACCUUCCUCACCAAGGCGCUGCACAUCGAGAAGGCGGGGCCCGUGUCUCUGAUGAGGACGGUGGACGUGGUGCUGGCCUUCUUCUUCCAGUUCGUGUUCUUGAGCCGCGCCCCCACCUGGUGGAGCCUCGGGGGGUCUCUGUGCAUAGUGGCGAGCACGAGCGGCGUCGCGCUCAGGAAGUGGUACAGCAACUCUCGCAAGAACUGAGACGCGCACAUUAUUAUUAUUAUUAUUAUUAUAUAUGCAAACAAGAGGGGGGUCCAGGCUCUGUGAAGAAUAGUUACUAAGUGAUCAAGCUGCGUCCCAAAAAGUCACUUUGGUGCUUUUAUUUUGGUAAAUCUGCACUUUUCCUUCAUGUUUGUUGUGGAGUCAAUUUUACCUUUUUGUAUCAAUAUGAAAACACGUUUGAUACUGUAGGUAAUAAUAUAAAAUAUAUAUAAAAUAUGAAUUAAUUUCAUUUUCUUUGGCUGUGAGGCUCGUUUUUACCUCACAAACUAGCAUUUAAAUGCUAAUUUAAGUUUAUUUAGGACAUCUAAUGUCCAUUUAAUUUUUUUUCUGACUCUAAAUCAUUUACUUUAUAUUGCUUAAUUUAACAGUACAGAUGCUUUUACAUAAGUGACACUAAAAAACUCUUCAUUUUGAACUAUAGUUUAUUUAUUAAACUAUUUUUUCAGUUAUACAAAAGAAUAAAAGAAACAAUCAUGGCAUUUGAUGCACUAUUUAUCUCGAAAUAACAGGGUUAUUUUUUUUUUUAAUAAAUUACUCUCAGGAAUUGUAUUUUUUUUGCUUAUGUAAAAAAAAAUCAAACUGCAGAUAAAUUGUUUUUUUUCUCAAAAUAUUUCCCCUUUUUGUCAAUUUUUAACACUUAAGUCCAAAAAGAAAAGUUAUUUAAGAAAUAAACAAUUAUUUUUUUAUUUAAAAAUGAGACUUAGGUUCCAGCUUAAUCCUAAAAAGCUGAAGUUUGGCACUUUUGGAGAAAACCUUCACUUAGAAUUUCUGUUUUUCUGUUCUGUUUCUUUUAAAUAUAUAUUCUUAAAAGCUAGUGUAGCUGUAAAAAA